Oldenlandia corymbosa var. corymbosa is the source of this 1829-nucleotide messenger RNA. The record is from the annotation of a GenBank genome assembly. NCBI's taxonomy places the organism in Eukaryota, Viridiplantae, Streptophyta, Magnoliopsida, Gentianales, Rubiaceae.
AAUCUAUGCGGAUUACUUACACAAAAAAAACAAAAAAAAAAGAAGAAAAAAAGAGUUUGGUGGACACUUGUCGGUCAACUGCCGCUAAAAUCUCCUCCCACCGUUUUAAUCUCUCCUUUCCCUCAGAUUCGCCGCCCUGAAACUCAUUCACCAAACAGAGGAAAAUAGAGAGUGUAAAUCAGGGGAGAUAUGGAGACGGAGAUGGAAAACGGGAAUGUAUCUCAGAAGUGGUGCUUCAAAGGGAAUGAGUUAUUGGUGAAGUCAUCAGCGGUGAGCGUGAGAGGGGUUCUGAACAUGGUGGUGGGGAAUUUGAACCCAGAUGACCCCAGGACCGUAAUCCCAUUAGGCCAUGGUGACCCUUCUCCUUUCCCGUCUUUUAGAACUGCUGCUGAGGCUGAGAAUUCUGUUUCUGAAGCCCUUUACUCUGCUAAGUUCAAUGGUUAUGCCUCAACUGUUGGUAUUCUUCCUGCUAGGAAGGCAGUAGCAGAGCACCUCUCUUGUGAUCUACCAUACAAGUUAUCACCAGAUGAUGUUUAUUUAACAAGUGGAUGCGCCCAAGCAAUUGAAGUUAUUUUAACUGUCCUUGCUCGUCCUAAUGCCAACAUUCUUCUUCCAAAGCCUGGUUUUCCUCAUUAUGAGGCUCGAGCACUAUUCAGCAAUAUCCAGAUCCGUUACUUUGAUUUACUUCCCGAACAUGAUUGGGAAGUUGAUCUUGACGCAGUUGAAGCUUUAUCAGAUGAAAAUACCAUAGCAAUGGUCAUUAUAAAUCCUGGAAAUCCUUGUGGAAAUGUCUAUAAGGUUGAACAUUUGAAGAGGGUUGCUGAAACUGCAAGAAAGCUUGGGAUCUUAGUUAUAUCUGAUGAAGUGUAUUAUCAUCUCACCUUCGGAAGUAACCCAUUCGUGCCAAUGGGAGUUUUUGCAUCAAUUGCUCCAGUCAUUACCCUUGGGUCCAUAUCAAAAAGGUGGAUGGUUCCUGGUUGGAGACUUGGCUGGCUUGUCACAAAUGACCCCAAUAACAUUCUCAAGAAACAGGGGAUUGUUGAUUCUAUCAUUGGGUUUCUCAACAUUUCAACAGACCCUGCAACUUUCGUGCAGGGUGCGUUAAGUCAGAUUAUUGAAAAGACAAAAGCUGACUUCUUUGCAAAGAUUAAGGAUAUGCUUAGAGAAACUGCAGAAUUGUGUUACAGCAAAGUUAAAGAAAUCCCGUGCAUUACUUGUCCAAGCAGGCCUGAAGGAGGUUUGUUUGUCAUGGUGAGACUAAAUUUAUCCCUUCUGGAAAACAUCGAAGAUGAUGUCGACUUCUGCCUCAAGCUCGCUAAAGAGGAAUCUGUAAUAGUGCUGCCAGGAGUUGCUUUAGGAGUCAAGAAUUGGCUCCGAAUAACUUUUGCCGUCGAGCCAUCAUCUCUGGUUGAUGGACUCCACAGGAUGAAGGCUUUCUAUGAGAGGCAUGCCAAGAAACAAUAAGAAAGUUGUUUCCAUAUAGAAGCGGCCAUAUAUAGGUGUACUUGUCCUUACAUCAUCCUUCAUUCAGGGCAACGCUAUCAAUGGUGUGGUUUUCAACUAUGCGUUGGAUAUCAUGCAUGCUUCAUUUGUACUCUUCAAUAAUGUAAAUUUCUUUCCGGCCAAUUUCCUCAUCUCUGUGAGGAAACAGAACGGAAUCAUGAUAUUGCUGAUAUAAACUGUCUUCAAUGGAAAAUCUUGGCUACUUAAUUUUGUCUUGGUUUGUCUUUCUGUUCUUACACCAUUAAGGCUGCAAGCUUAGGACCUGCUUGCAUCAUUGUCGGGUUAUUAUGUCUAGUUUUGGAGUAUGUAUACUAAGUACUCCUUCC